Molecule: messenger RNA, 1554 nt
Organism: Cyphellophora attinorum
Lineage: Eukaryota; Fungi; Ascomycota; Eurotiomycetes; Chaetothyriales; Cyphellophoraceae
Exons: 3
Coding region: 1-1554 (517 amino acids)
Source: RefSeq, a predicted model, not a curated record
AUGACAGACGGUCGCGGCCAGCAACCUGGUACCUUCGCCCUGGCCACCGCCAUCACACGUACCUGCCGUCUCUGCCGCGAGGAGUCACUGUCACUACUCAAGCAAGGCGGCACGCACUACUUCGACUUCAAUGAACUAAUCAACAUUCCCAUUGGGCACCCUUUCUUCGACACAGUGAGCAGACGCCACGUUGUUAUAAGGCAGACUUCACGGCAAGAUGGCUUGCUUGAGUCAACCGAGCACUUGCUUGCGCGAUUUCCGAAGCUCUCGACGUUGCGUGUCAUUCUUCCCGACGUUCAUGCGGCGAGUUUACGCGGUUAUGGCACCUUUGAGAACCUUGUGCGGAACCCGAAGCUGAGGACGCGGCUGUUGCAGCUGAUUGAGCAUCAGACUUAUAUCAAUACUUUCUUUGACCAGUCGUCGUACCUUAUCGGCGAGGCUCUGAGAGAGACGAUCGAGAAGUAUGCUGGCUGCUGGCGGCCAGGGGUGCAUAUACAGGGGCGAAUAGAUCUGCCCAGAAGCCAGACCGCAUUUGGUCCUGUUAAUUUGCAGGAAUUUGGCGACAGCUACAUUGAUUUGAAUCUGCUGCGUGGCACACGCGCUGUACAGCCGGAUGAGGUCCGGUUCUUGACCUAUCGUGUCAAUGUGGUGACCGGCGAGAAGAACAUCACCUCUGAUGACGGGACGGAGUUUCGCCUGGCUGGCUUGCACGAAAAGAUCCUCGUUAGACGCAUCCCUGCCGAGAUUAUCUCAAGGUACACGAACAAUCACAUAACGCCCAAGUCGAACGCGCUGUCAAUCUUGCAGCUAUGUCGAGAAAUCCGUCAAGAGGCAUUGCCACUCUUCUUCGACAAAGUCACGUUCGAUUGCGCUGUGGAUGAGUUUGGUAGCUUUCCGGAUAUAUCAGCGCCACUAUGGAGUCGUCUGAGGACGCUGCACAUCCGCAACUACCCCAUGCCAGUGUAUGACGACUUUAUCGACCCGUACAUCAAAGAGAACUAUUGGAUGCUCGGCGAAAGGCUCUUCCCAGCUGUGCCGCUCGCCUUCCCUGCCUUGCAACAUCUUAUCAUCUCUGACGAUUAUGCAGUGCCGGUCAUGGAUGUUCACGGAAUAUGGAAGUUUACUACUGGCUUUAAUAUUGACGAUCUGUUGCAGAUCAUGGAUGACCGGACGAUCCAUGAGCAUCCGCUGCGCGUUUUCAAGCUCUGUCUUGAGGCUUUGGUCAGCAGAUUGCGCAAGGAGGCGAGCCGUAAGACGCAUGACAUCCGCAAAGUCACAUACAACGCCAGGCUUAGGACGUGCAUCCACGAGCCGCUCUCAUCUGGCCCUGGAUGCGAAACUUGUUCGACAGAACAGCAUACCACGUACAUGAGAGCCACUCUCGGGGGUGGCGAGAGCAGCAUUCCCGUCGAUUUGAGAACUACAAUGUCGAUCGAUCAGUACUGGCGGCUGAUCGCCACCAGCGAUGAAGGGGUUAUCACUAUCAACAAGGAUGGCGAACAUAAGGAUGUGCCCCUGAAAGAGCUGAAAUGGGAUCGGUCACGCAAUCCAUAG